AAGAAUUUUGUAUGAUUUAUACUAUAUAUAUAUAUAUGUAUGUGUAUAUAUAUAUGUGUAUAUCAACGAAAUAUCAUUUGCAGGUUAAGCAUUUUGAACAAAAUUGGUUUAUAGGUGAUCUAUUCUAACAUAUAGACAAACAAGAAAUUAACAAAAAGUUACUUAAAAAUACAACGACGUAGAUGUUUAAAAAUAUUGCGAAGAAUGCGGGAUACGAGCAGAUACGAGUUUCGUCAUUCGACCAUUACGUGUCUCAAUGUCUUUAUGCAAAAUAUGAAUUAUGGGAAAUUAUCCAAGGAUAUAGCAAAAUUAAUCAAAACGCGUAUAUUUUCUGUUGAAAAGAUUUAAAGUGAUUGUAAAGUGAAGGAGAUUUCUAUUUUUCUUUAAAGUCAAUCUUAGUUCACAAUAAUUCAGUGAAAAAACAACAUAUUUAGUGCAAGAGGUUAUACUUUCUUAUUGUAUGGUUCCAUCUAUUAAAAUUAAUAAAUGGUAUCGUGUAUAGGAAGUUACACAAAAUCUAUUUUAUCUACCAGUAAAUUUAUUUCCUUUUUUAAAGGAAGAUCAUAUACAAUCAUGGUAAAGUACUUGAAGCAACAGGAAAGCAUUAACAUAGACAAAGAUUUGUUUGAAAAAUAUAAAUUCAGCGUCGACCAAUUGAUGGAACUUGCUGGUCAGAGUUGUGCUUUUGCCAUUGCUUGUACUUAUACUGCAUUCAAAAGUCCUACGCAAAAAAUUUUGGUCUGUUGUGGACCAGGGAAUAAUGGUGGAGAUGGACUUGUUUGCGCAAGACAUUUAAAACAGUUUGGAUAUUAUCCUGAAAUUUAUUAUCCUAAAAGAACAAGUAACACUUUGUAUGAAAAUCUGUUACACCAAUGCGUUGAAAAUGAUAUUCCCUUGUUGGAAAAUGAUUUAGAAGACUUCACUUCAAAUCGUCUCCAUGAGUUUGGUUUAAUAGUAGAUGCUUUAUUUGGAUUCAGUUUUAAGCCACCUGUGAGAGGAACAUUCAUUCCAAUUAUUCAUUUACUAGAAACUACAAAUAUGCCUAUUUGUAGUAUAGAUAUACCAUCAGGUUGGGAUGUCGAAGAUGGUCCACCCAAAAAAGGAGGCAUAAAACCAGAAAUGCUAGUAUCAUUGACAGCACCAAAAAUGUGUGCUCAGAAAUUCAAAGGAAAAUAUCAUUACUUAGGUGGCCGAUUUGUACCCAAAAAAUUGGAAAUUGAAUAUAAUCUGAAUCUACCUGAAUAUUCAGGAACUGAUUUAAUUGUUAAUUUAUCCUAAAUUUUGAUGCAAAAUCAAUUAAAUUAUUCCUUGUUAUAAAAUAUUUUUCCAAUCUUUAUUACAUAAUAUGUGUAUUACAAUUAAUAAAUAAAAUUUUCACAAUUAUUUAAGGAAAAUCAAAAUAUAAAUUUUGUAUAUGCAUCUAAUUUCCUAUGGAGAAACAUUGUAUACAUGAUUUUUAAUAAAGUACAUAGUUUAUAAGUUUGUCACUUUUUAUAGAUUUGUGCAACUUUUGUAAUCAACUAAAUUUAUUUGAUUGAUA
Molecule: messenger RNA, 1540 nt
Organism: Hylaeus anthracinus
Lineage: Eukaryota; Metazoa; Arthropoda; Insecta; Hymenoptera; Colletidae
Gene: Naxe
Product: NAD(P)H-hydrate epimerase
Exons: 1
Coding region: 487-1278 (263 amino acids)
Cellular component (GO): mitochondrion
Molecular function (GO): NAD(P)HX epimerase activity
Source: RefSeq, a predicted model, not a curated record